Molecule: messenger RNA, 1045 nt
Organism: Hordeum vulgare subsp. vulgare (domesticated barley)
Lineage: Eukaryota; Viridiplantae; Streptophyta; Magnoliopsida; Poales; Poaceae
Product: putative lipid-binding protein AIR1
Exons: 1
Coding region: 348-788 (146 amino acids)
Source: RefSeq, a predicted model, not a curated record
UUAAAAAAGAACAGAGAAAUAAUCAAUAACUCGAUCGAAAGUUACCACACGGCAGGCAGCGCCUGAAUUAAUGCGUCACCGACAAGAAGAGACCCAAUCAAUUAACAUUCCCUACAAGCUAUAAAAGUAGUACUAGUACUACCCAAGAUACAGUACAGAUUGCACGUUGCUCCAGUAAGUGCCGCCGCGAUAAAGCCGAUCGGACACCUGACUAAAGUAAAUUUGCAACUUUCCCACCGAUGGCUCCCCUACAAGUACAACCACAUGCACGGCAGCUACGUACUCGUUCUCUCGUCGAUCUCUCCAAACUUUGUCAUAUACUCAUAUACACCACUUCGUACUAGGCCAUGACGGCGACGGGCAAGACCAGCAGCACGGUGGUUGCACUGUCCACCCUGGUUCUAGCGGCGAGCCUCCUCCUCCUCGCCGUCUCGUCGGAGGCGGCCUGCCCCAGCAAGAGCAAGCCAACUCCGAGCGCACCGACGGCGACGGGCGGAGGUAAGUGCCCGGUGGACGCGCUGAAGCUGGGUGUGUGCGCGGACGUGCUGGGCCUAGGCGACGGCCUGACGAACCUGAUGUCCGGCUCGUGGUCGACGACGUCGUCGGGGAAGAAGCCGUGCUGCGAGCUCGUCGGCGGCCUGGCCGACCUGGACGCCGCCGUCUGCCUCUGCACCGCCAUCAAGGCCAACGUGCUGGGCGUCGUCGACGUCGGCCUGCCCCUCCAGCUCGGCCUCCUCGUCAACCACUGCGACAGGAAGCUCCCGGAUGGCUUCCAGUGCCCUAGCUGAUCAACCAGCCAAGUCCGUGCGUACGCACGCACGAAUGGAACGUCGAUAAUUUGCUUGUUCUAGCAGUGGUAGUAGCUGAGUGCGAAUUUUAAUUAAGUUUCUUUGCUUUAUAGGAGUACAAUAAUGUAUGGCCCGUUAAUGUUGUUACAAGUCUAGCUGUUGGUGUCAUGUGCUACGCUAUGUAUGUGGACGACGUCCAGUUCCUACUGGCUGUACACUUCCGGUGAUAUUUCAAUGUUUGAUCGGUCUCUGCUAAA